Mobula hypostoma (lesser devil ray) is the source of this 462-nucleotide messenger RNA. RefSeq names its product histone H2A. Gene Ontology annotation, molecular function: protein heterodimerization activity; structural constituent of chromatin; DNA binding. The record is from RefSeq and is a predicted model, not a curated record. Lineage: Eukaryota; Metazoa; Chordata; Chondrichthyes; Myliobatiformes; Myliobatidae. Gene Ontology annotation, biological process: heterochromatin formation. The transcript has 2 exons. The coding region runs from base 8 to 391 and encodes 127 amino acids. Gene Ontology annotation, cellular component: nucleosome; chromatin.
UGUGAAAAUGUCUGGACGUGGAAAAGGCACCGCUGGCAAAGCUCGGUCCAAGGCCAAAUCUCGGUCGUCUCGGGCUGGACUGCAGUUCCCGGUCGGCCGGGUUCACAGACUCCUAAGAAAGGGCAACUAUGCUGAGCGGGUGGGUGCCGGAGCCCCGGUCUAUCUGGCUGCUGUGCUCGAGUAUCUGACAGCCGAAAUCCUCGAAUUGGCCGGCAACGCGGCCCGGGACAAUAAGAAAACCCGCAUCAACCCCCGACACCUGCAGCUGGCCGUCCGCAACGACGAGGAGCUCAACAAGCUGCUGGGAGGGGUGACUAUCGCUCAGGGCGGUGUGUUACCCAAUAUCCAGGCUGUGCUGUUGCCCAAGAAAACCGGCGGUGCCAGUAAGUGAAGCGACGAGGCGCUGGGAAAUCCGGCGAUGUGUUCGGGCCCACAAACACAGUGAUACUCGUCUAAUCCGCC